Messenger RNA from Rotaria sp. Silwood2, 834 nucleotides. The record is from the annotation of a GenBank genome assembly. Lineage: Eukaryota; Metazoa; Rotifera; Eurotatoria; Philodinida; Philodinidae.
AUGAAUCAACUACAGGGUCCUCGUGGUCUCUUCGUUGAUGAUGAUCAAACAAUGAUCAUCGCUGAUUGCUACAAUGAUCGUGUCAUUCAAUGGAACGUAGGUGAUGGGAAUUCACAGGUGAUAGCUGGCAGCCGUGGCGAAAGAAAUCGAUUAGAUCAAUUAUAUUGCCCAACCGAUGUAUUGGUCGACAAAACAACUGACAGUCUUAUUCUUUGUGAUAAUGGAAAUCAACGAGUCUUACAAUGGUGUCGUCAUAGUGGCAUAACUCAAAGAGAAAUCCUCAUUGACAAUAUCGCGUGUUGGGGAAUAGACAUAGAUGAUCAGAGAUACUUUUACAUUUCUGACACCAACAACCAUGAAGUAAGACGAUAUCAAAUAGGAAACCAGAAUGGAAUUCCCGUGGCCGGUGGUCAUGGCAAAGGUGAUGGUCUUAAUCAAUUCAACGUUCCUACCUACAUCUUUGUCGAUCGACAACAGGCUGUCUACGUAUCAGAUUCGAGGAAUCAUCGUGUUAUGAAAUGGGACAAAGGUGCAACAGAAGGGACUGUUGUCGCUGGAAGUGGAGGUCAAGGGAAGAGUUUGAAACAAUUGUCGAGUCCUAGAGGUCUGUUUGCCGAUACGUUGGGUACCAUCUAUGUAGCAGAUGGGGGAAAUCAUCGAGUGAUGCGUUGGCCUAAAGGUGCUACACACGGCACUAUCAUUGUAGGUGGGAAUGGUUGUGGAGAUGGAGAAAAUCAGUUGUGGACUCCCAUGGGUUUAUCCUUUGAUCAAUAUGGCAAUCUGUAUGUCGUUGAUUGGGGGAAUCAUCGAGUUCAACGUUUUUCUAUUGAAUAG